AUGGAGAAACUACCAGAGGAUUUGAGAAAUCAAAUUACAAAGUCAAUUUAAUUAAAAAUCCUAAAUUAGAUAACUUUUCUCAAAGAUUUAUUUUCAACUUAAGCAGUGACUGAUAUCUCAAGGUAUCUGGAAACCUAAUACUUAGCAUCUAAUGAUAUAGUUUUCGAAUAAAAUGAAUAUAGUGACUCUAGUUUGUAUUUUAUUUUGAAUAAAGUAGAUAUUUCGUCCAAUCAGGAUAGAUAAUCUUAUUCGAAGAGAGAUCUAAUAAAACUUUAGCAACACUAAAAAAAGGUGAUAAAUUUGGAGAAUUCUCUUUUUUUACCGGACUCUAUCCUAAAUGUUCUGCAAAGUGUUUAAAUGAUGCAGUGCUCUAUAAAAUAUAGAGAGACAAAUUCUUAGAAAUCAUUCAAUAUUAUUAAAAAGAUUUUCAAAGAUUCCAUAACAUUAAAGAUUAAAUACUACUAAAUUCUGAUUAUUCAAAGUGUAUCUCAAGUUGCUAGAAUUGCAGAUAAUUCACUCAUUAAAUCAUAGAUUGUCCAUCCUUCUAAUAUAAACCAAAUUUAGAAAAAAGAAUAAAAGCAGCAGCUUUUAAGGAGAAUGAAAAUUCAAGAAUUUUUAAAAAAAGACAAUUUAAUAAAUCUAAUUGCAGAAAACUCUGCAAAAACAUUGAGUUAUCAGUUAAAGCUUUUUAAGAUGAAAAUGAAUCUAAAGUUCAAAUAUCUGAUUAUUUAUCUGGUUAUUUGUACAAAACCACUUAUGAAGAGAAAGAUAAAUACAACUCUGACGAACCAAAAUCUAGGAUUAUCAUAGCUGAGUAAGACCAUGUUCAACCUACGCCUUUAGUUUCAACUAAUAUGCUUUAAUAGAAGAGGCACUAAACGCAAUUUAGACCUUCUAUCGUUGCUUAAAUGCCCAAAUAAAGAAAGUCAAUACUUUAGUAAGAGCUCAAAUCUCAAAAUUAAUUGUUAAAUAACUCUUUCAAUUCUUCAUCAUUCAACAAACUUUAAUCUGAUUUACUAUUAGUCUCAUCUCACCAAACUAGUAUGCAUAUUGAUCAGAUGAUGAAUUAUAAGGAUUAUAUGCCUUAAAAUAAUAUUUCAGCGAUAAUCAUAUAAAUUGAGAAAAUCCCAAAAGGAUCAUCAAAACGAAGACAAAGAGAGCUAGAAUAUUUAAGUAAAUACUCAUUCUUUUAUUAUGUGAAAACCAUGAUAAUUAAAAUAAGAAGAGUUUAGCGUAAAAUGGCAUAGUAAUGGUGA
Messenger RNA from Paramecium octaurelia, 1256 nucleotides. The record is from the annotation of a GenBank genome assembly. Lineage: Eukaryota; Ciliophora; Oligohymenophorea; Peniculida; Parameciidae.